Molecule: messenger RNA, 927 nt
Organism: Harmonia axyridis
Lineage: Eukaryota; Metazoa; Arthropoda; Insecta; Coleoptera; Coccinellidae
Product: magnesium-dependent phosphatase 1-like
Exons: 5
Coding region: 245-742 (165 amino acids)
Molecular function (GO): acid phosphatase activity
Source: RefSeq, a predicted model, not a curated record
GGAGCAUUUUGAGAAUAGAGUGUGAAGAAAAUUAUAAUUUUUCUAAUUAGAUUUGCUUUAUUACUGAAUGUUGUUACACUAAAAUUAAUAGCGGCGAAUUUCUUAUAAUGGAAGACAUAGGUAGUUUUUUUUUAAUUAUGAACUUAAUUGGAAAAUAAAUUCCUGAUGUCUCGUGAUUUAUAUGGAUUUCCAUGAGAUAUGUAACUGAAUGUCUUGAACAUAUAACAUAUAACAGAAAGUUGAAAUGUUCAAAAUAGGAGGAAAUAAACCCAUUCUAAUUGUUUUCGAUUUGGAUUUCACCCUUUGGCCAUUUUGGGUAGAUACCCAUUAUUCUCCCCCAUUUGAAAAAAGACCUGAUGGAACUGUUGUUGACAAAGAAGGGAAAACUAUAAAGCCAUUUCCUCAGUCUACAGUUGUCUUGAAAAGUCUUAUUGAUAAUGGAAUUCAAUUAGGUGUAGCCUCUAGGACAAGUGAAAUACAAGGCGCUAAACAGCUUAUUGAUUUUUUUGAUUGGAGUCAAUAUUUCUCAUUCGUUGAGAUAUUUCCGGGAUGCAAAACAACCCAUUUCGAAAGGAUAAGGGAUCAAAGUGGAGUUGCAUAUAAGGACAUGCUCUUCUUUGAUGAUGAGGGGAGAAAUAUCAAGGAUGUGGAAAAAAUGGGUGUCGUUUCUCAUUUGGUUAAAAAUGGAAUGAAUAAGGAUGUUGUUCUAAAAGGUAUAAAAAAAUUCAACAGUGCUAACUGAAUUCUGUUAAGGCUGUAAUAUGCAACAGGAGGAAUUUAUUUUUAUUGAAUUUUUGCCAUUCUACAUUCCUUAUGAAUAUACUUCGAGACAAUUUUAGCAUAUGUCAUAUAUUUUUAUCAAUGUUAGGGUUAUGUGAUUUAGUUUUAAAUGUUGAAAUAAAGUAAUAAAUAAGUUAUAUGAUUUUA